AUCCCUUCACCAGCUUCCAGACAGCUAUGACAAUAUUAUAAAUGUCUGAAGGGUGAGACACUUGGCUUGUGGAGCCAUGCAUAUGCCCCGGGGAGGAAGAUUCAUUCUCCAUCACUGACCGAACGCCGUGUGAAACGCACUUGCUUUGUGAACUGCUUGACCUUUGACCUCAUGGCUAGCACCGAGAUACCCAGUGUCUCCCCUGCACCCACUGAAGGGGACUCAAAGCAAAAACAGACCCUGCCUGCUGCUGAUAUAGUGGUGCUUGUUGUGUAUUUCCUGUUGAUCCUGGCAGUAGGAAUAUGGUCUAUGUGGAAAACUAAGAGAAGCACAGUGAAUGGAUAUUUUCUAGCAGGCAAAAACAUGUCUUGGUGGCCGGUGGGCACGUCUCUGUUUGCCAGUAACGUGGGCAGUGGUCACUUCAUGGGGCUGGCUGGGUCAGGGGCUGCAUCUGGCAUCGGCACUACGGCAUACGAGUGGAAUGGUAUGCUAAUGGUCCUGCUCUUAGGUUGGCUCUUCCUGCCCAUCUACAUCGCUUCAGGGGUGACAACUAUGCCUGAGUAUCUCCAGCGAAGAUUUGGAGGCAAAAGAAUACAGAUUUUUAUUGCUGUCUUGUAUUUACUUAUUUACAUCUUCACAAAAAUAUCAGUGGAUAUGUAUGCCGGUGCUGUGUUCAUUCACCAGGCUCUUGGCUGGGAUAUUUAUCUAGCGGUGAUUCUUCUCCUCGUCAUUACUGCACUCUACACAGUAGCAGGUGGUCUCGCAGCGGUCAUCUACACUGAUGCGGCUCAAACUCUCAUCAUGCUGGUGGGGGCCCUGACCCUCAUGGGCUUCAGUUUUGUGGAGGUUGGGGGUUGGCAGGCUCUCUUUGAUGGCUACAGUAACGCCAUCCCCUCAGUCAGAGACCCAAACACUACCUGUGGGAUCCCACGUGAAGAUGCCUUCCACCUGUUCCGCGAUCCUGUGACCUCUGACCUGCCCUGGCCAGGCGUGCUGCUGGGCAUGUCUAUCCCCUCCAUGUGGUACUGGUGUUCUGACCAGGUUAUAGUGCAGCGCUCACUGGCUGCUAAGAACCUGCUGCAUGCUAAAGGAGGCUCUCUACUGGCUUCUUAUCUCAAAGUCCUGCCCUUUUUCAUGAUGGUGCUGCCAGGCAUGAUCAGCAGAAUCCUGUUUCCAGAUGAGGUGGGCUGUGCAGACCCUGUGGCAUGUAAAGAGAUCUGUGGAAAUUCUGUGGGCUGCUCGGACAUUGCUUACGCCAAACUGGUCAUGGAACUCCUUCCUUCAGGUUUGCGGGGUCUGAUGAUGGCUGUGAUGCUGGCGGCUCUUAUGUCAUCUCUGACUUCCAUCUUCAACAGCUCCAGCACUCUGUUCACCAUGGACCUGUGGAGACACUUCCGCCGCGCUGCCUCUGAGUGGGAGCUCAUGAUUGUGGGCAGAGUGUUCGUGCUGGUGUUAGUGGUGGUGUCAGUGUUAUGGAUCCCCCUGGUUCAGUCCAGUCAGGGUGGUCAGCUCUUUAUCUACAUCCAGUCCGUCAGCACCUACCUGCAGCCACCUGUGUCUGUGGUGUUCAUAGCUGGCUGCUUCUGGAGAAGGACCAAUGAGAAGGGGGCAUUCUGGGGUUUGGUGCUGGGGCUGCUGGUGGGAGUUCUGCGGAUGAUUCUGGAUUUCGUCUACCCCCUCCCACAGUGCUACGAAACAGACAACAGGCCUGAUAUUAUCAAAUACGUUCACUACCUAUAUUUCUCCAUCAUCCUCUCCCUGUUCACCCUCGCUGUGGUGGUGUGUGUGAGCUUGGCCACAGAGAAACCCACAGAAGAGCAGAUAAGUCGGCUGACGUGGUUCACGAGGUUUGAUCCUGUGCAGAGCAGUGAGGCAGAUAAAGAAGCUGGAAUCUUUUCACUCAAGAACAGAGUACAUCCUGAAAAUGAAAAGAGCAACGGAAACAUAGAAGAGCACUCGAAAGACCCAGCCAGUACGGCUCAGGCUGAGAAGACCAUUAGGUCUAAGCUGAAGUCUACUUUGCUCUGGCUGUGCGGGAUGGAUCAGGGGUCUGGAGAGAAAGCCCCUCCUCCUCCGUCUGAGGUUGUGGUGUGUUCCCUGGAGGAGGACCCCUGCCUGAAGCACGUGGUCAACGCCAAUCUUAUUGUCUGCCUGUCAGUUGCAGUGUUUCUCUUUGCCUACUGGGCAUGACAGGUCUUCAUACCACUGGAGCCAAC
This is a messenger RNA of Colossoma macropomum (tambaqui), 2216 nucleotides long. RefSeq names its product solute carrier family 5 member 11 (gene slc5a11). Gene Ontology annotation, molecular function: D-glucose:sodium symporter activity. NCBI's taxonomy places the organism in Eukaryota, Metazoa, Chordata, Actinopteri, Characiformes, Serrasalmidae. Gene Ontology annotation, cellular component: plasma membrane. The record is from RefSeq and is a predicted model, not a curated record. The transcript has 16 exons. Gene Ontology annotation, biological process: transmembrane transport. Bases 172 to 2190 code for a protein of 672 amino acids.